AUGGCCCCCGAUCGGGGUGUUUGGGUUUCUGAGAAGGGAGACGAAAAAGGGGAGGAAAUAGUUUUCGAGGACAUCGUUUCGGAUUUGUUGGGUUUGAUCGUUCGUUCCUUCGGCCAUCAUAAAACAGUGGUGGACGGACUUUAUCACGAGUACAAAAAGUGGGGGAAGAUCGAACUGGUGCGCAUGAUCCCGGCGCCGAACAGUCCGUCGGAGCGACUCGCUGUCGUCAGCUUCAAAAAGGAAAAUUGCCUUAUAAGAAAUGAGGUACGGUUCGGAAUGGGAGAUAACCCGGAAACGCUGCGAGAUUCGAAAUAUUGUACGUUAGAUGUAUGA
Notodromas monacha is the source of this 333-nucleotide messenger RNA. Lineage: Eukaryota; Metazoa; Arthropoda; Ostracoda; Podocopida; Cyprididae. The record is from the annotation of a GenBank genome assembly.